Molecule: messenger RNA, 1314 nt
Organism: Phycomyces blakesleeanus NRRL 1555(-)
Lineage: Eukaryota; Fungi; Mucoromycota; Mucoromycetes; Mucorales; Phycomycetaceae
Exons: 9
Coding region: 1-1314 (437 amino acids)
Biological process (GO): vesicle-mediated transport; intracellular protein transport
Cellular component (GO): clathrin adaptor complex; clathrin-coated vesicle
Molecular function (GO): clathrin-cargo adaptor activity
Source: RefSeq, a predicted model, not a curated record
AUGGCUUCCGCAGUCUUUAUAUUAGACCUCAAGGGCAAAGUGCUGAUAUCCCGCAACUAUCGUGGUGAUAUUCCCAUGAGUGCUGUGGAGAAAUUUAUGCCCCUGAUUUCAGAAGCAGAAGAUGAGCAAGUUCCUUUACCUUGUUUUACGCACGAAGGAAUCAACUACCUUUACCUGAAGCACAGCAACCUUUACUUACUUGCGCUGACGAGAAAGAAUACCAAUGCCGCGGCUAUUAUGCUCUAUCUCCACAAACUUACUCAAGUAUUUGCGGAAUACUUUAAAGAAUUGGAAGAGGAAUCUAUUAGGGAUAAUUUUGUUAUCGUUUACGAGCUAUUGGAUGAGAUGAUGGAUUUCGGCUACCCUCAAACCACUGAAACAAAAAUUUUACAAGAGUACAUCACUCAAGAUGCUUACAAGCUGGAGGUUCAGGUUCGACCUCCAAUGGCAGUUACCAAUGCAGUGUCGUGGCGUUCUGAGGGUAUCAAAUACAAAAAGAAUGAGGUCUUUUUGGACGUUAUUGAGAGUGUCAAUUUAUUGGUAAACGCAAAUGGCAAUGUUCUGAGAAGUGAAGUUCUCGGGGCUGUGAAGAUGAGAUGUUAUUUGUCAGGCAUGCCCGAACUCCGUUUGGGAUUAAAUGACAAGGUGAUGUUUGAAGCAACAGGAAGAGCAAAUACCUCGGCCAAAGCUAUUGAAAUGGAAGAUGUCAAAUUCCAUCAGUGCGUUCGACUUUCUCGGUUUGAAAAUGAUCGCACCAUUAGCUUUAUUCCCCCAGAUGGUGAUUUUGAAUUGAUGAGCUACCGGCUACAGACAAGUGUGAAGCCUUUGAUUUGGGUAGAAGCUGUAGUAGAAACCUAUUCUGGAUCUCGUGUUGAGUAUUUGGUCAAGGCAAGAGCUCAAUUUAAGCGCAAGAGUACAGCCAACAAUGUAGAAAUUGAAGUACCAGUAGCUGACGAUGCAGACACACCCAAGUUCAAGUGCAGUAGUGGAUCUGUGACCUACAAACCUGAACGUUCUUGCCUGGUGUGGAAACUCAAACAAUUCCAAGGUGGAAAAGAAUUUAUCAUGCGUGCUCACUUUGGGUUGCCAUCUGUUCAAGCUGCCGAGGAAACAGAGAAGAAGCCACCGAUUAACAUCAAAUUCGAGAUUCCUUACUUUACUGUCUCUGGAAUUCAAGUAAGAUACCUCAAGAUUGUGGAAAAGAGUGGAUACCAAGCACUCCCUUGGGUGCGCUACAUUACUCAGAACGGAGAUUAUCAAAUGAGAAUGCCCGAGAGUAUCAAGGCGAACAAGCAGAGCACGUCUUCUUACUAG